AUGUCUUUUUUCAGUGAGAAUAAGUUACUAUUCGGCACUGUGGGGAUUGCACUAUCCUCUGUAGCUGUUGGAUAUGUUAUAGGUAGGCAGUAUAAGAAAAUAUUUUCUCACAACAAGCGGAAAACCAAUGACGUUGUUAAGCAAUAUCUGUUAGAACAUGGCAUGCGAGAACCCACCCCGCUGAGGAAACUUAGAGAGGUGAGAUUUUACAAGUUCUGUAAGCCUAACAAAACUUACAUUGAAGAAAAGGGAAUGAUCGAACGCUAUACCUACUUCCUUCAGUACAAAUUUAUGUAAAUGUUGUGGUUCAGUUUUAUCCUUGAUUUAAAUUUUGUUUCCCUUUGUUUUAGACUGAUUAUCGUACAUUACCACUGAUUACCAUAACCAAAAACAAAGGGAUUGAACUAAAUUGAACCACAACAUACCUUUUACUGGUCACAUUCCACAGAAUCCAUUCCACAUGUCAUCGUGCUUCACUUAAAUUAGCAUCACCAAAAGUGUCUCCUUGAUCUUAAACCCUAAUCCUUAACCAAAAUGUUGUUUUUGAUCGAGGGGGAUUUGUUUGGUUUAUCGUUACCUAUCAAUGAAUCAGAGACCUGUAAUUGUGAUCUGUGGAAAGUGACCUCUGCAAAAGGAACUUCUCUGUUUCUGGCUCACUCAACUUCUUUGUCAUCAGAGGUGUUUGCAGAAUGCUCAAAGAACAGCAAAUGCCGAAUGACUAUGAAGAUUAGAGAUUGGUGUUUACCUACUGAGUGAAUCAGGUUCCAUUUAGGGUCAUUAUACUGGGGAAAAUAACCUGAAACUUGAUUCACUCAGUUUCCUAACCCUAAUCACUUAACUCCAGAGUCAUUUGGCAUUUGGUGGCCAUUUGGGGUUCUGCAAAACACCUUUACUGCUCUUUUGUCAUUUGUAUGUUAUGUUUCAAAAACAUAUGCGAAGGUUGCACAGUCCAAACGGGUGAAAGCGUUUGAAACCAGGACAAGUCCGCAGGGGGAGCGUUUUGCUUUUGAGCAUUUGAAAACCUGAUGAAAGCAAUACCACAAGUUGUGGAAAUAACUUCCCCAACAAAGAAAAUUAGUAGGAAUUAUCAUUUUAAUGAGUUUUUGCAAUUGAAAUGUAUUAUUUGAGGAAUGGAAUGUGAUUGUGUCACCUCCUUUCUGCUCUGUGAUGAAUUAUUGCAUAAUUAUGUCACAGUGCCUUGUUUUUUCUUCAGAUAUCAUGUGUUAUUAUGGAAUAAGAAAUUAGAAAACAUGUUCUCAAUCAAUUAGAAUUUUAAAAAAAACAAUUUAUGAUUAAGAAUUGAAAAUGAUAAAAUAUGUUGCAAAACAUUUUAUACUUAAUUGUGGUAUAUGUGAAAAAGUAAAUUAAAAAGUACAUUGCAAGUCCUCUCUAUGUUGAUAUUGCAGGCAACUGCUCGUUCAACUGAAAGACGUGAAGGCAUGAUGUGUAGUGCUGAUGAAUCACAACUUAUGAGGCUAUUUAUGCAGUUAUUGAAAGCUAAGAAGGUUAUUGAAAUAGGUAAGAUAAAUCAGGGUAUGAACUUGUGUUGCUAUGAAGGCUACCAGGAGUGCAUGCAGUUACUAUAGUUAGUGUCAUGUCUAAAAGGUUUUAUGUAUUGAGUAAAAAACACAUGAACAAGUGAAGGCUUAAGUACUAUCCACCAAUCAGGCCUGGUCUGGGGGUUAUUGGUUGGGGGUAGUGAGAUACCAGUAUAUACAGCUGUACCCUAUUUUUCCCCAUAACUAGAAUACAUGUACAUUGUGGUUCAAUUUUAUCCUUGGUUCAAAUUCUAUUGUCUUUUGUUUUUAGGUAUGGUAAUGUAUGAUAAUAACAUGAUAAUGAGUUUGAAACACAAGAAAAUAAAACUUAAACCAAGGAUAAAAUAUUAUUGAACCACAACAUACAUGUCGUAAUAUACAUAUUUAAAAUAAUUGUAACAUCUUUGAUAUCGAUUAUACAGGGCUUCUGAUAUGUCAUGGGGAAAAAAGUCAAAUUUCAUGGGAAUUUUAGGAACAAAUUUGGGGAAAAAUUGGCCGAUUUCAUGGCAAUAUUGUGGGAAUUUUCGAGGCAAACUUCACCGAAAAGCAAUCUUAAAAAACGGCCGAUUUUGUGGUUAUUUUCAGGGCUGUCUGCACUGAUGAGACCAGCGUUUUUAACGUUUUUCUAAGAGAUGUCAUCAUUUGCUCUUUCAACAACAAUGCGCUCCAGAAAUGAACCAAUGGCAAGGCCUUUAACAUCAUGGCUAGUGCCCAGUUUUUCACAACAUAAUCUACGCCUGGUAGUUUCGGGACAUUGUUUGCAAGUUUCAGUGAUGAACUUUCAAGAUAAAUUUGUAAGUUUACGGCAGGUAAACUGCCCCAACAGCUGAGAUAAGUUUCAAAUAUGUUAUUCAGACACGAAUUUGAUAAGAUUUCUUCUAAAUUUUGCGUUACUUUUUUUGCAUGUUUUUUGAGAAUUUCAUGGCUCCAUGACUGCGCAAAAUAUGAGAAGCUCUGGUUGUAUAAAAUCACUAAACAGCAUGCAGUCAACUGUCUCUAAGACAUGCACCUUUGGCACCAGUACUAAGUGUCCAUCUUAUAGAGAGUCAAAUAUAGGGAGUAAAGAAAGGCAGGGACUAACUGUGUGUGUCCGUUUUACAGAGGUGUCCGUUUUAUAGAGGUGUUCAUUAAGAGAGAGUCAACUGUACCUUUUCCCUAAAAAUGAUAUUAUCAUGUGAUUGAGCGAUAAAGAUUCAGUGAAUAACUUCUGCUGGCCACUGCUGUCGAUCACGAGCGUUUUCCAAUAUUCCCUCUUUUACCAGCCCAUUGCAAAUAUUCUAGUGAGCAUAUUUCAAUCACCGUGUCAACGUGCAUUUAUAAAUGGAAAAGUGUACAAAAAUUGGUGUCUAAAUACCAAACACCAAAAAUUCAGGAAAAUCAAGAUACUUUUUAAAAUACCUGUAUUGUGACAUCAAAAAUAUACUGUACAUGUAUACCUGGCUAAAAAGACUUCAGACUCCUGAAUACCCAAAACCCCAGACCAAUUAAUGUCAAUUAUGCAUGCAAAUACAAUAAGUAGUCACAGCAUAUAUUAUUGAAAAACACAUGCCAAUCUACCAACUCAUCUAGAAAUAUAUACUAUCUUUAUGCCUGCACCUUGUUUUAGCAAACUCUCCCCAUGCAAAAAUUCAUAUGAACCUCUGAGCAGACUGUAGGUCAAAGGUCAAAUGAACACCCAUUUCUUUUUUGUUUCUAGUUAUUGUGCCCUAGCUGCUUCAUAAAGGGUGCUUAUCUAUUACUGCAUUAAAAUUAUUCUGCUGCUUUAAUAAUGCAAAUGAGGCCAAGCAGACAAGGAUGUGGCUAAGGAAAAGUCAAGCAGGUUUUUUUGUUGGUCAAGCUGGCAUUUUUAUUUUUUUUGCUGGUCAAGCUGCAAUGGUUUUGUUUUCUAGGGCCUUUUGAGCCAGUGUUUGGGUCUUUUUCAGCCGGUGGAAUUAGCCGGCAGCCCGCUCUUAGGGACAUCCCUGAGCAGAUACUGAUUUGGUAGAAAACAAAUGAUUUUUUUUUUUUCUGGUGUUGGAUGCCAUUCUUCUUUUUGAUUUAAAGGUGGAACACAUUGCAGUAGCUCCCACACACCUUAAUCAUUACCCACAUGUAUGUGCUUUAUUGACUAUUUUUUCCUGUGCUCCUGAUCUAUGGACCAUAUUUUGACGCAAAUAUUGUUUGAAAUAAUAUUAUUGCGGUAGGACCGAACUUGAAUUUCAGAUGAGUAGGUAGGACCAAUUAUUGUACACAUAAGUCAGUUCAGUGUGAACAGUACAAAUUAUAGUUGUCUGCUCUAACAAAAUUUAACUCCUCAAAAGCGAAGAGUAUUUUGUGCAGGUAGUUAGUUUGGUCAAGCACAGCUCAGAUGAUGUGAAUUAUUCUGGGUUCAGGGGGAGGGAGUGCUCAACAAAGUUUUCGGGGAUGCUCCGCCAAGGUCCAACCCAUCACCUUUUUAUAUACCAUUUUUGAGAGAAAAGGUACACCUUUCACAUACCUUCCAUGGUUUAGAACACUGCAAAUCCCUUUAAACUGCUUUAAAUACACCGUCUUUCUAGUAUGAAUAAAUAAUCACUUAUUCAGAAAGUUUUGUUGACUUUUUCACAGCCAUAAAAAGUAUCUGUUUAAUUCCUUUUACAGACUGAAAUGACAGUUUUUCUUACCCUUUAAUAUACUUCAACUUGUGAAAUCUGUACCCUUUUAUGUAAAGGUAUGACAGACCAUUCAUAGCUAAUGAAAUGCAUGCAUGUAAGGUUGAAAAAAGAAACAUGUUUACCUGUAUUUUAUGUUUACAUUGUCAACAUUUGUGUAACUUACAGGGGUGUAUACUGGUUAUAACACAUUAAGCAUGGCUACGAUGCUUCCCCCAGGAGGAAAAGUUGUGGCUUGUGACAUAACAGACAAAUAUCUGAUGCAGAUUAAUUCUCAGCAGUACUUUGAAGAGGUAGGAAAAUGUUUAUUGUCUUUGAGGGGCAGCAGCAGCAGGUCAUAUUCAUGUACGCCAUGCAUGUACUACUACAUUGACACAUUGUGGAUAUGACAAGAAGCUUAGUAGAGGUUCUCAAUGUGAUGUGCUGGUGUAUUGCACAAUUAAUGGUUUCGUCAGUUUUUCAAUUAUUAGUUAGUUUAGUUAGUUUAAUUAUCAAACAGUUUAUUUCUUUACUUGAAGGUUUUCACAUGUCUGAGAAAAUUUAAACUGCUUAAAAAAUAAAGUAUGUUUAAAAUUAAUUGCUACCAGAAUCUUGUUGCAAUACAUAUUUUGAAGGCCAAAGGUCUUAAGGCUGAAAUUAAGGUUCCAUCCUCAGGAAGCAAAUACUCUUCCCACAAGUUAUCUUGGCACUCUCAAAAUUAGAACUUGUGACCUUUUAAAAUCAUUGUCAUUGCACUGUUAAAAUCAUAUUGCUACUCGAGUUAAUGAGUAAAAAUGAAUGAAACGUGGAGUGAAAUCCAAGGAAACGAGACUUUUUUUAGUUCAAAUUAGUGAGAGAAUUUGAAUUAUUCGAGUUUGAAUUACCAGGGUUUCUGUCCUUAUUUAUCACUGAUUUAUGUGGCACAACGUAAACUAUUAGUUCACCAGUAAUUUCUGUUACCCCUCACAGUCAGUUUAUAUUUUGUAUUUAUUUAUUUGUUAAUAACGAUUUUGAGAAACAUGUAGAAGGCAGUGUAUUCAAGGCGUUGCAAUGAAUCAAUCUUAAUGAAAGUUUCUUACAUUAUUAUACAUCAUGAAGAUUAUUUGAUGAGAGAUAUACAGAAAAGCGCUAAAAGUCAAAUUUAGAAUAAAGUUGCACUGAGACAGGUGAUGAGAAAACAGGUUAGUUUUCAGGACCGUGAGAGAGAAAAUACACCAAAAUUUCCCAGCGGCGAAAUAUGAUAUUAAGCAGUAUUCUGACACUUAAGAUUAUCAAUUUGAGUUUUUUAGAACUUUUUUAUUAAAGCAAUUUAUGAACGCUAUUGAAAUAUAAGGUUUGAAAUAUAUUUACGUUUUAUUUGAAUUCAAACAUACAGAAUUUUUUACUUCUCACGGAGGUCAUUUGCCAAACAUCACACUUAAAGUUCCUGGUGCCGGAUUUUCAGUAGCAGGUCUAGAUUGCGCAAAAUUCGACUUUUAUCGAUUUCAAAGUUUUUCGUCUAUUGUUGUCAUAGUGAUAUCAGUCUUAAUUUAAAAACUGCAUUUUGACAAACAGACACUUGUUUGUUAGCGAUGGGACAAAUAUGGGUAAGGUCUCCGAAAAAUUGUUUCAAAACACCUUUAAAAGACCGUAUUGAAUUUACUGAGUUCAUUUCGGGAUUGUCUGGGGUGUAUAGAGCCAAUCUAACAGUGAAUCAUAUUUGUAAAGGCAGGGGUUGAAUCGAAGAUAGAUUUGAGGCUACAAUCUGCGAUCACCACUCUAGGUAAGGGACAUUAUAAUUAUGAGCUAAAACUGUUGAUUAGUCUAAGCAGUUUCAUCUAAAAUUUGAUCCUAUAUUUCUAAGCUUUCUUAGUAAGUGGGUUGUGGAAUUUGGUCGGAAAGACUUUAAGAACCAACGAAAUCGUGAACGUCUUAAAAUAAGACACAUGAAAGUUACAGCCGUUUUAGACUUUCAGACUUGUUUUGAAUAGCCUAUGUGGCAGGUGUAAAGAAGGCCGGAAGGGGGAGGGACAAAAGCAAAAGGGAUAAGAGAGCUCUCGUUCCCCCUCCCCGUUUCCCUUUCUUCCCCCGGCUCUGCUAUGCAGGCUAGGUUUAAAUAUGUCUACUUGUCAGUUUAACAGGCCCGUUAUGUAAAGAUGGGUUACACUAAUCAUGGUACUUAUUAAACAGCAAGUCUUAUAAUUCAUACAUGCGUUUUAGAAUCCUCUAGGACAAAUACGGCAGAAAACAUGAAAUUUCGUUCCCAGGGUAGGGGAGGGAGGCACUUAACAGGUGUUUGGGUGCCACAGGGUCUAACCCUAACCCCAAAUAUGACAUCCCCUCCCCUAAGGAUUAUAUUUACCAAAACUGAAAUCCGGAGUAGCUGGUUAUACCUUUUCUGCACUAUUGUCUUUGUUGUUGCUGUUAAUUUUUUCUUUUUUUUAAUCAAAAUUUCUGUGAAAUAUCUACCGGUUCUUGUUCGAAUCUCCUCGUAAAGUUCGUCAUUACCUUAGGUCUUGGCCUCGCUUUCUAGGGCAAUUGCUGCAAAUCAUGAAUGAUAGAUUUUAAGUGGUGAAUGGCAAAUAAGUAGUAUCUUGUGACCUUUCCUUAGAUGAGCUGAUAGACGCAGGAGAGAGUGGAAGUUACGACCUGGUUUUUAUUGACGCUGACAAGACGGAGUAUGACCAGUAUUAUGAGAAAUCGCUGCAGCUGUUGCGCAGUGGGGGAAUUGUUGUCGUUGACAAUGUAAGAUAUAAGUAUUUUUAAAUCCAAACUUUGCUGCGUAAAACAAUAGACCCUUUCACGGUUUUUCAACUUUUCACUGGGACCAGUUAGCGAAAAUCCGUCAACGUGGCUGGAAAGAACGCCUUAAAGCUGCCAAGUUUGAAAGUGAUGUGUUGAAAACCAACGAAGCGAUACAUCUCCGCAAAGUCGCAGAAUUUUGCAGACGUUUGUAUGGUGGUGGUGGUGGUGGUGGUGGUGGGGGGUUGGGGGGUAAGUUCGUGCCCCCACCAUACAAACGUCUGUAAAAUUUUGCGAGUUUGUGGAGCAAUAUCUUUCAUGUUGCUUUGGAAGUGUCACCUUUAAACUUGGUAAGUUACCUUAUUUAAGGCCCUCUUUCCAGCGAUGUUGAUGGAUUUAUGCUUGCUGACUACUUUUUAUCAAAAAUUAAAAAAAAAGGCCGCGAAAGUCUGUUCUGAGAUUCAGCCGCUAUGUUCAUACGAUACCAGACAGUUUUUCGUGCCUUUCGUGCAGACACGAAAAGCUAUCGGUAUAGUAUGAACAGUAACGGUACAGAACUGGAACAAGUCGUUCACGCGCUGACAUCGAACAUCGUAGAGGAACGGUUGGCCGAGAGGGUUUGGUUCUCUAAUUCCCAAUCCUCGCUCCUGAAUAUUUACUUCCGUCUAAAAGGGUUCCAGUCCUCUUUCUUACUUAUUUACUUCCGCUACGGUCCAAGUACCUUCACACUACACCAAAAUGUGGCCGACAAAACCUGUACGAUGUAUGACGCACCACUUUCGAGAUCGGCGCGGCGCAGUUACAGAAAUGGCGCCAAAAUCACCGUUCGUAUUUGUGAACAGAAGCCCUAUCAGUCCGGUAUGACUUCCGGUAUAGUAUGAACAUAGCCUCAGUCUGUCUAUUUGUGUCGAGGCUUUGCAGAACUGGAUAGUGCGAACGUCAGCCGAGAAGAAGCCGGACUCCUACCUAAGUUCGCUUCCUCUCCUUUCCGCGGCUUCUGUCGUUUUCUUCCCCCAUUAUUUUCUUUUCUUUUGCUGGGCAUUUAUAGGUGUAGUCAGACGCUCUGGGAUUAUAUGCUUCUACUUGUAUCAGUCAAAGGAUGCAUAUAUACUUCUACUUAUAUCAGUCAGUGGAUUCAUUCGGAUAAGUUAAAACUGAAUUUCGAUAAGACAGAAUGUCUUCUGAUUGGAACGCGACAACAAUUUCAGAAAGUCAGUAGGAGUCCCCGACCGAUAAGGUACUGAUGUUAAAUUGCUGCAUCUUGUGAAGUUCGAAACCUAGGAACCCGGUUUGAUUCUAAAAUGAGUGUGCUAAGUCAUUUCAGCAAAACUUGCUCAUCCGCUUUCUAUUAUAUUUAUAACAUGCGUAGAAUUAGGAAAUAUUUAAGUCGUUCAGUCACCGAAUCAUUAGUUCAUGCUUUUAUAACCAGUAGAAUAGAUUAUUGUAACAGUCUACUACAUGGCCUCCCGAAUUCACAUAUCAUGAAACUCCAACGGAUACAGAAUGCCGCGGCUCGGUUUUAAGUUUAAGAUUCUACUUUUGACAUUUAAGUGCUUAUAUGGUCAAGCUCCUAAUUAUUUAAUUGAUUUAAUUACUAUCAAAAAGCAAUCCAGGUACUCUGUAAGGUCAAGUCAAAUGAGUCUAUGUUCGUCGAGUUACCAGGCAUUAAGACCCAUCCAACUCUUGGCGACCGUGCAUUCCAGUCAGCUGCACCUUAUCUCUGGAAUGCAUUACCUCCGGCAAGUCGCAACAUGAAGACAUUGGACACUUUUAAGACUGCUGUUAAAACUUUUUAAUUUAGCUCUUAAAUAGAUUUAAUUUUGGCUUUAGUCGCCUUUAACAUAAAUUUAAUGUAACAUUAUUGUAAAGCGCAACCGAAUGUAUUCAUAUAGAGGUUUGCGCCAUAUAAAUGUAAAUUAUUAUUAUUAUUAUUAUUAUUAUUAUUAUUAUUAUUAUUAUUAUUAUUAUUAUUAUUAUGUAAAAUUUAGCACAGGGAUUUUCCCUGGGGAGAAAUAUCCAGUCAAGUCUCAUCCCGAAACCUCAGACUUCCAGCACCUUUCUGAGGAUAUGUGCCGAUCCGAGGAGUGCCGACUUUUGCAUCGUUCUUGUUCGGUUUUUAAUUCCUAGUUGCUCCAAGUGGCCUGCCAGCCUCUUUGACACUGAACCCAAUGCACCUAGAACCACUGGCACCACUUUUGUCCUUGAUUUCCAGAUCCUUUGAAUCUCUCUUGCCAGGUCUUGGUACUUUUCACACUUUUCAGUUUCUUUCUGCAGUAUAUUAUACUAUCUCCGCGAACAGCUAUGUCCACAAUGAUUGUUUCCUUUGCCUUCUUUUUCUGAAUUACAAUGUCUGGCCUCCUGUGAUGGAUUUCACGGUCUGUUUGGAUGGUAAAGUCCCACAACAGUUUAACCUCCUCAUUCUCUUCUACGCUUUUGGGGGAAUGCUCAUACCGUUUGUCACUGCAGUGCACCAUUUGUCACUGCAUAUUCCUUGCACACCUCCCAAUGAAUGACCCGCCCAACAACAUCAUGUCUCUUUUUAUAUUCUGUCUGCGCAAGCUUGGGGCAACUACACAAAAUAUGCUGCGCAGUCUCAUCGUGGCUACCACACAUUCUGCAUUUGGAUGAUACAUUUUGGUUUUCGAUUCUGGCUUUUACGGCGUUUGUUCUUAGUGCCUGAUCUUGCGCGGCAAAAAUAAGCCCUUCUGUCUCCUUCUUCAGUUCACCAGUUCUUAUCCACUCCCAAGACACACCAGAUAGGUCAUCUGUCUCUCUCUUGAACUGCCCAUGUAGCUGCUUUCCAGACCAGUCCUCAGUUCUUUUCCUCUUCAUCUUUUCCUUAUAUUCCUUUGGCGUUUCAAUUUCAUUGACAUUCUUCCUCUUCCAUGCAGCUUUCAACAACCGUUCCUGGCUCUGGCAGACGUAGACAUUGAUAUUUCUUUCUUCAAUAUUAAUGCGCAUCCUCAACACUAAUUAGUCCACGCCCUCCUUCUCUUCUUGGUAGGUACAAGCAGCUUACAUUGGACCUGGGGUGAAGAGCGCCAUGGAUGGUUAAUAGUUUCCUGGUCUUACGAUCCAAUUCAGCAAGCUCACUCUUUGUCCAAUUUACAAUCCACCCACUGUACCGAAGUAGAGAUACAGCCCAGCUGUUAAUAGCCUUUAUGACAUUACCAACAUUUAGCUUUGAGGACAAAGUUUUCUUCACUCUCCUAAUGUACUCCUUCUUCAUACUUCUCUUGACUUCGUCAUGCAUAAUGUCAUCGGCCUCCAACACCCCCAGAUAUUUAUAACCUUCAACAUCAUCUCCAAUACCUCGGAUAAUUCUUCGAUCAGGCAAUCUUAUGCCCUCUGACUUAUCCAGCUUGCCUCUUUUCAUUACCAUGGUUGCGCACUUCUCAAUUCCAAAAUCCAUACCAAUGUCACUGCUGAACAUCCGGACAGUAUGGACAAGUGAGUUAAUUUCCUUCUCAUUUCUUCCAUAUAAUUUCAGGUCGUCCAUAAACAUUAAAUGGGUUAUCUUGCCCUCUUCCUUACUGAGUUGGUAGCCUGCUCCUGAUUCGUUCAGUACACUGCUGAGAGGUAGCAUUGCAAUCACAAAUAACAAAGGGGAUAAGGAAUGCCCCUGGAAUAUUCCUCUCCUGAUUAUUAUUAUUAUUAUUAUUAUUACUUGUACGUAAAGACCGUAUUCGCGUACUUUCCUUGCGGUAUAUUCUAUAGCAAGAGAAAAUGAGGGACUUGUUUAUAGUUUAUUUCUCAGUUUGUAUGUAUGAUCAUGGCUGAUUAUUUCUCUUUAGGCUCUGUGGCAUUCAAGAGUUUGCAAUCCUGAGAUGAUCGCCUCAGAUAUGUCCACAAGAGCCAUUCACAACUUAAACUUGAAAAUUCACAAGGACAGCCGUGUUAUGAUAUGUUUUCUUCCCGUCGCUGAUGGUGUGAACAUAGCUAUGAAGCUCUAAACCCGAUACUAGCGCUGCUUAUAUGACAAUCCAGAUAAAUGGCUAUUAAUUUUGCUUUUAAAAUCCUCUGGUUAGCCCCAGGGUUCCUAAAGUACUUUUUUUCUCCAAGCAUGUUGAACAGGAGGGGGGAUGGGACAUCCUAGGAAUUGGGGGAGGGGGUACUCGCAUAUAACAGUGUCGGUGAACGCGAAGCCCUUUUGUGUUUAACAUUUGCGUUAACAAUUUUGCGAUGACGUUUCAUGGGCAAAAGGCCUUGGUGCAGAAAUUUUUUCGGCAAAAACGUAGCCUACUCAAAUUGAUAGUUGGACCUGGUUUUGCCCCAUAAAGCAUUCUGUUUGCCCCCUAAAUUUUGCAGGAGUUAUUGUCUUCAAAUACUCUUGGGAAAGUGCAAGCCUCCCAGGAGCAUUGGAAAACAAUAGUUUUUUCAAAAUUUGGCGAGGGAAGCAAGAAGAGUGUAUUAUGGGAGAAUCGAAAAUAGAGUAUAUACCCCGCCCCAGCUCCCUGUGAGGCACUCAGUUAAUUGGGAAAGAAAUGUACUAGGAGCAAAGAAAGAAGAAGAAAUGGACUCAGAAAUUGACUUGAAUACAAACGCAGGCGCCCAGUAAGCCCGCCUUUAGCAAUAUCUUUUCAGUGAUCUUGUUUAAUAGGCGUACACUACAGUAAAAACCCGCAUACAAGAACAUGUGGAUUAAGAACACCCAGGCUGAAAUUUGGUAAAAAAGGAGCCUAUAUAUAAGAACACAUUCAGCCUGAAAAUUGAAAAUUGUUUUUAUAUAUAAAAACUCUUCCCUUUGCAGUUUAAUGGAACAGUGUCUGUAGCUUUACUGUGGUAUUGCACUAAGAUCUCUGUAUAAAUGCUAGUAAUUUCACUUGCUGUGUAUAGCACAUGUAUAACAACUUACUUUUUUUUAGAAGUAAAAAAUUAACAACACUUAAGAACACUUUCAGGCUGAUUUCACCUAAAAUACCCGAUAUAUAAGAACCCAAUCAGCCUGAACCCAGAAAAUGGGUGUUCUUGUAUGCGGGUUUUUACUGUACUUGCUGAGCCUUAGUUGCUUUCUGAACACUGUAAAGUUCUGUACUCAGCUU
Molecule: messenger RNA, 11910 nt
Organism: Porites lobata
Lineage: Eukaryota; Metazoa; Cnidaria; Anthozoa; Scleractinia; Poritidae
Source: the annotation of a GenBank genome assembly